Molecule: messenger RNA, 231 nt
Organism: Arabis nemorensis
Lineage: Eukaryota; Viridiplantae; Streptophyta; Magnoliopsida; Brassicales; Brassicaceae
Source: the annotation of a GenBank genome assembly
AUGAAUUCGAUGUUCAGUGCCUUCGACGCCAUGUGUGCAGAGAUUAUGGGGAAGAAAGUCACUGCUAAUUCUUAUGUCUACCGCUCUAAACGCAACGCUGUUUCUUCUUCCGGCGGCGGCGGUCAAACCGCGUCUUCUUCUUCGCUCAAGAAAGAUGAAAAAGCUUCCGAUUUGGCUUCCAAGCCACCGAGGUAUGCUCUCGAGCUCGACGAAUCAUCCAUGGUUGAUUGA